AUGAUCCGCCACAUGUUGAUCUUAGGAUUACGCCAGAGUGGGUUUGAUCUUAUUUUGGUCCGCCAAUAUCGCAUCGAAGAGUUCUUCACAGAACACUUCCGACCGCGCUGUUCCCGUGUGGCGCCCGAGGAAACGUGGGAGCGAAUCGUCCAGCCAAUUGCACGACUCCAGACGCAGUGCCACAGGAUGAGCAGCAGUGACCAGACACCGGCGGACUGCGAGGUGGAUGCUUUCAUUGCGGGAUGGAAGGUGGGCGCGCUGGCGGUGGAGGUGCUAACGUCUGUUUUCGGCGUCGUCGGCAGUGGACUGAGCUUGUGGUGUUUGCUGAGCUGCAAGAGGAUCCAGGAGGGGAUGAAGCUUCAGUUAUUCUUGUUCUUCUCGCUCUUGUUCUUGACCAACUUGGUGGCGAUGCCGGGGGCCGCCGUGGCCGAGCUGUGGGCUGUGCAGUGUCGCCAGGUCUCGGCCGCGGUGCAGAUGGCCCUCGUCGGCUUCUACACCAUCGUGGCCACCAUGGAGCGAAACGCCUUCGCUCUGAUGGCGGCCUACAGAUGGGUGGCCGUGUGUUGGCCCCAUAAGUACAAGAUUCUGUCUCUGCGCGUUGUGGUGGCCCUGCUGAACGGUUUUGUUCUUGGGGGAGUCGUGAUCCUGUGGCUGACGGUGUUUCUCGAACAGGACCUCGACACCAUUGACGUGAGCAACCCCAGCGUAUACAAGAUGGGCCGCGAGCUCUACUUCGGGAUUCUUUUGACUCCGAUGAUCUCCGCGCUCGUCGCCUACGUGGCCGUGAUUGUGGUUAUAACCUACCGGAAGCAAUUCGUGGGCGUGCAGGAGGGAGGCCGCCCCAGCAUGAGGGAGCAGGUGUCCUUCGCAGUGGGUAUCCUCAUCGUCACGAACCUGCUGCUGGACUUACCACACAUCAUCGUCCACCUCCUGGGCAUUCCUUCGUGGGACCUUUCCUUCAUCCUCAUCCACGUCAUCUACCGGCUCCACUUCGCCCUCGACCCGUUCAUCUUCAUCGGCGCCAACCUGCACUACCGGCGGAAGGUCUUGCUCCUCGCGUUCCCCCGGUGUUCCCUUUUGCGGACGUCGACCUCGGGCGUCUCCAAUGUCAGCAGGACUUCCGCAGGGGUUGUCGCUAGUCCGGCCUCGAGACACACUUUUGACGACGCAGGAAGCCCUGUCUGAAGGCGCCUUUGGGAAGGGACUGAAAUGAAUAUCCGAAAUUUGUUAUUAGUGUGGCGAUUGUAUGACCUCACUGUAAUUACAUUCACUGUAGGACUUGUAGCCUUCCACACGUAUAUGUGUAUGAGGUUGAGCUUGUUUAUAUAGAUCGGUAACUGUAGCUUUAGCUCUCUCUCUCUCUCGAUAUUGCAUCACGGUAACUUGUGCGUUGGAUUUCUAUUUGUAGUUUGAACGCCUCUAUAUCCAUGUGAUUAAUAUUUUUGGUUAAGGCUAUUUAGCUUGAGUAGAGGGCAAGGAGGGGGUGGGGGCCUUCACCGCACAAACGCAAAGUUGUUGUAAUAUGUGGAUUUGACAAAGAAAAAAGAAGUCUCAUACCAUCACCACUUUGAAUUGACUUUCUUUAGCAUUAGCUUAAAUGACGUUUACAUUACGCUUGUAGCUUACAAAGGUCAGGAAUAGGAGAUAUUUGAUGUAAAAGGAGAGACAUCACCACCGUGUAUUGCGCAGGAGCAGAUGAGUGAAGGAGGCCUCUUAUUAUUAGGGGUAUUAGAGGAUAUCUGGGGUAAUUAGGCUUAAUGAUGGUAUCUUAUUGUGGACUGUGGGAAAGAUUACGAGCAGAUGAAGGAAUAUUUGGAAACCGAAAAAUAAGAUUCCCUGCGCAAAGGGAUUAAGGAAAAGGAAAAAUAAUGACAGAGGUUUAUGAUAGAGUACUUUCUAGAUGAUAUCAUUAUUAGUAUGAGAUUUUUAUUUCUUAUAUCGUACACCCAUUUUGGAAAAACGUUGUUUUUGUAGUUGUUUUAAGGGACAUUCACACUUGCCUUGCCUACCUCGGAGUCUCCGUAUUUGACCGUGAUACUUCCUUAGCUUAGGCGUUGAUCGAAAUGAAAUUCCCCGCAUACCUUUUGGGUGAAAUUUACGAGGAAACUUGUGUUGUAUUAUAGUCCAGUAAUUCAUGAUACAUAGGAGGUUACGCACUCUAUUGGAGAUGGCCAUACAGUUGGCAGAGCUAGAUCACAAUGAGAUAAUUUUUAGAUUUUUUGACUGAGUGAGUGAUAGAUAUAUUGUUCGAUUCUUCAUAAUUUUACAUUUUUCUUAUUCAAAAUGGCGUUUCCCAAGCAAUGGUAAUCACAUUUAUACCAACAUGAAUAAAGUUUUCAAUAGUAUAAGAAACUUACUUUUGCAAACUUCGCUCAUUUGAAGUUUACAUUGUAAGAUAAUUCCAAAGACUGCCAGGAGAGGGCAGAUCGGUAGUUGAUUGACCAAUUAUUACGUAAGGACCAGCGACUGUCUCAUCGAGUGAUAUUUGCAAAGAUUCGACGACGUGUUAUAGAUUAAAUGAGCUAUGAUGAAUUUUCCAGUCCAGUCUUCCAUUGUGCAUUCUCUGUAUGCAAAGUGAAAGUGAAAAUAUAAUCUAGUAAUCAUCUUCAGGCAAAUACAUAAGAAAAUGGAAAAGACAAACACAAACAUAUAUAUACACAUGUUAUUCCUCAUACAUCCCUAUCACAGAAAUUAUUGCAAAUGCGUGGUAAUUUGAUUAUUCACAUAGCCUAGAUUUGUCUAAAUUCUUGAUUUGAGUUUAUCAAGUACCCCAUUUCGGAAUAAUAAUUCUUGAAAGACUUUACUUGGAUAUUUGCCAUCAAAAAAGUUAUAGUUAAACAUAUCUAAAAACAAUAUGCGAAAUCGUAAUAACUAUCUUUUGAUGGAAUGGAACUAAGGGUUUAAUGAAUUUGUUCACAUUCCAGUGUUUGGUCACGAAGAUAAGUAGUUUGUCGUCUGUCAACUCGAUUCAUAUUUGAAUUGUAUUUGAUUCAAAAUAACGAUAAAGCAUGGGAAGUAAAUAAACACUUGGCAGUUCAUUCUUUCUCAAUAUUAGAUAUGGAAAAGACAUGUUAUAGUCAAAUACCCAAGUUCAAACCCUUAAAAGAACUACACAGCAGUUGUUUACAAGGCACACUAUAAUGUGUGACGUCAUAACAUGGCGGACAUUUUUGUUUGGACUAUCGUCUUCGGAGUGGAACGGCUCCGAUGGGAGAUACAAUACUGCAAACUAUUUUGAGUAUCCGGCCUUCGAGUCUGGGGUGAGUUGUCAGUUUUUUCUGUCUUGAGAUUUUCAAUUUCUGAUUGCAAUGGAAGAUUUGCCUACCUUCUUGAUAAUGAUUUCGACAUUUAUUAUUUUAUCGAUUGCACCUGUUCUAGUUUUGUUAAUGUGUUCACUGAUAUUGCAUUACAUGAUUUUAUGCUCCCAACUUAACUUUCCUGUCGUGUAUAUACACAUGUACGUUAAAUGUACUGCAUCACUUGUAUGUAUAGAAUACUCCAUUCUGUCAAAGACUUCAUUAUCACCACUUUUU
Molecule: messenger RNA, 3533 nt
Organism: Penaeus vannamei (Pacific white shrimp)
Lineage: Eukaryota; Metazoa; Arthropoda; Malacostraca; Decapoda; Penaeidae
Source: RefSeq, a predicted model, not a curated record